Messenger RNA from Neoarius graeffei (lesser salmon catfish), 2035 nucleotides. It is a transcript of the gene wrnip1, whose product is annotated as WRN helicase interacting protein 1. Gene Ontology annotation, cellular component: nucleus. Gene Ontology annotation, molecular function: ATP hydrolysis activity; ATP binding; enzyme activator activity. The coding region runs from base 66 to 1784 and encodes 572 amino acids. The transcript is spliced from 7 exons. Gene Ontology annotation, biological process: DNA repair; regulation of DNA repair; DNA-templated DNA replication. The record is from RefSeq and is a predicted model, not a curated record. NCBI's taxonomy places the organism in Eukaryota, Metazoa, Chordata, Actinopteri, Siluriformes, Ariidae.
AACAGUUUUUCUUCUCGCAGCGCACUGCAUUUAUUUGGUGCGAGACAAUUAUAAUAAUAAUAAAGAUGGCGGAGGAGGCGGUGAGCAGUGUGAAGUGUCCGGUUUGUUCUGGGGAUUUUAAGUCCAGUGAAAUUAACUCUCACUUGGAUAAAUGUUUGGAUGAGUGCUGGAAAAACGAGGACGAGCCUCCGGCUAAAAAGUCCCGUGUUAGCAGCGAAGCUAAAAGCGGCUCUGAAGGCGGGACUAACGGGGCGGAAGUGAAACCAAAUCAACCUGCAGCCGGUGCCGUGUUUUCGCUCUUCAACAACAACAACAACAAGAAAUCGUUUUUAUCAUCCAAACAGACGGCUAGUGAAGGUAUGGCACGCGUAACGGCGUCGCCUAGCAACGCGCAUGACAGCGCCACACUUCCGGGUUCGGCUUCCGGAAACCGGAAGCAGCCGGAUGAAACCGAGGUGCUGAAGCAGAGGCUGCUGAACUCAGAUAAACCUCUGGCGGAGAAGAUGAGGCCCAGCACCCUGGAGGAGUAUUUUGGCCAGAAUAAAGUGUUAGGAGAACAAACACUGCUCAGAGCCUUGCUGCAGUCACAGGAAGUCCCGUCCCUGAUCCUGUGGGGGCCUCCCGGAUGUGGAAAGACAACUCUGGCCCACAUCAUUGCCAGCUCCUGUAAAAAGAAAGGCACGGCACGCUUCGUAACUCUCUCAGCCACCAGCACGUCGACCAAUGAGGUGCGAGAGGUGAUCAAGCAGGCGCAGAACGAGCUGCGACUCUGCAAGAGGAAAACCAUACUGUUCAUCGAUGAGAUACAUCGCUUUAACAAAUCCCAACAGGACACGUUUCUGCCUCAUGUGGAAUGCGGGACAAUCACACUGAUCGGGGCGACCACGGAGAACCCGUCGUUUCAGGUGAACAGUGCUCUGCUGAGCCGUUGCAGGGUCGUGGUGCUCGAGAAGCUGAGCGUGUCAGCGAUGAGCUCGAUAUUGCGCCGGGCCGUGGAUUCACUCGGGCUGAUUGUGUUACCAGACGGCGUUUCAGGACCUGACUGCUCUGCAGAGCAGCAGGUGUGUAUCGAGCAGAAGGCCCUGGACACCAUCGCUCACUUGUGUGACGGAGACGCUCGAGCGGCUCUCAACGGCCUGCAGCUGGCCGUGCAGGCGUGUGUGAACAAGACCCUCAGUGCAGAAACGCACGCUCCUCAGAACACCGUGGUCCAGGAGCAGCAUGUCAAAGAGGGUUUACAGAGAUCGCACAUCCUCUACGACAAAGCAGGUGAGGAACACUACAACUGCAUCUCAGCCCUGCAUAAGUCAAUGAGGGGCUCAGAUGAAAACGCUGCUCUCUAUUGGCUGGGCCGGAUGUUGGAGGGAGGCGAGGAUCCGCUGUAUGUUGCACGCAGACUGGUACGCUUCGCUAGCGAGGAUGUAGGUUUGGCCGAUCCCGCUGCACUCCCUCAGGCCGUGUCUGCGUUCCAGGCCUGCCACUUCAUCGGCAUGCCCGAGUGCGAGGUGAUCCUCGCACAGUGCGUGCUGUACCUGGCCAGGGCUCCGAAGUCUGUCGACGUGUAUAAAGCUUAUAGCAAUGUCAAGGCCUGUCUAAGGAACCACAAAGGCCCUUUACCUUCAGUGCCGCUUCACCUCCGCAACGCUCCCACCAAGCUAAUGAAGGAGCUCGGCUACGCUAAAGGCUACAAAUACAAUCCAGCUUUCAAUGGGCCAGUGGACCAAGAAUACCUCCCUGAGGAACUCCGCGGCAUCAACUUCUUCACCUGGACGCCGUCUGAUUGAUAAACUCGCACCACUUUCUUUGUACAUGGGAGUGUUGGCUGCUUUAUUUACUCUUUUGCUACAAUUCAACUGAUUUAACAAUUAUUCAAUCUGCACUUAAACGGCACGUGUCAACUUUGUUCAUGACCAGCUUCUGUCACUUAUCGUACCGUAUUAAGUUUACAUUUGUUGUUUUUGUAAUUAGCAUACUGUAAAGUUUUUGUAAGUAAUUGUAAUGAAAAGACUUUAAUUAAAAAACACACAUUUUGUUU